AUGCCCAAAGUCAGCAAUAAAAAAACGCCUCCCGAAGGAUACGACCGCAUUGAACCCACUCUUACGAAACUUCGAGAAAAACUAAAAGAUGCUCAAAAAGCGUCAUUGAAGACGGAAACGAAAAACACAUCGCUCUGGCCAAUCUUCAAGCUCAACCAUCAGAUUAGUCGAUAUGUAUACAUGAUGUACUAUGAGCGUAAACUUAUCUCCCGUGAGUUAUACGACUAUCUUCUUCGACAGAAGUAUGUCAAUGCGGAUUUGAUUGCCAAAUGGAAGAAGCAAGGGUAUGAAAAGCUCUGCUGUGUCAAUUGCAUUAUCGUCAAUGAGAAAAACCACGAAACAACAUGCAUAUGCCGAGUGCCUAGAUCGGAACUAAAAGAAAACCGCAACAAAGACGGAUGUGUGACAUGCGGAUGUCGUGGAUGUGCAAGUACAGACUAG
Messenger RNA from Clavispora lusitaniae ATCC 42720, 441 nucleotides. It is a transcript of the gene BUD31, whose product is annotated as U2 snRNP complex subunit. Lineage: Eukaryota; Fungi; Ascomycota; Pichiomycetes; Serinales; Metschnikowiaceae. The record is from RefSeq and is a predicted model, not a curated record. Gene Ontology annotation, biological process: mRNA splicing, via spliceosome. Gene Ontology annotation, cellular component: spliceosomal complex; nucleus.